UUGGUUGUGUUGACACAAGUAUUGAAUUCGUGAUGGUGACCAAACCGAUUCUUUCCCUCAACCCAAAGGGAUUUGUUUCUUUGCUUCGCUCUCACGGAAUUAACGCGUUUCAUGCCAUAUUCAAUCCUAAAACUGGAAAAGUAGUGACAUCACAUCCUAUCCUGCAACCUAUCGGAGAAUUUUUUGUUGACGAGAAGAAAGAUUUUGACAAACACGAAGCAAUUUUUGGCCAAAUUGGUCCAGUAUCUGGAGUCUUACAAGUAAUGAGAUCAUUAAAACUCCGGCUUCGAUAUUGUAUUCGGUCCUCUUCUGGAAUUUCGACCUGUCGGGGAGCUGCGGCAGGAGGGGUAAGGAAUUGGAAUUAUGAGACUGUCGAAGAUUUUUUUCGCGACGGAAUCAGAUUAUCAAGAGGAAUGACGCACAAGAAUGCAUUGGCCAAUAUAUGGUGGGGUGGCGGGAAAGGUAUUAUUGUUCGGAAUACCGGAGUUGGUUUAAAUCAGGAAUCAACACCUCAACAACGUAAAAUCGUGUUUGAAGAAUAUGGAUCUUUUUUGAGUUCCCUGAAAGGCGUUUACGUAACGGCCGAAGAUGUAGGCGUUAAAGAGGAAGACGUAGCAGCAAUUUUUUCGAAAACACGAUUUACAACGUGUAUUCCGCCAGAAUUUGGUGGUAGUGGUAAUCCAAGUUACUCAACGGCCCGAGGUGUAGUGCGUGCUCUUGAAGCUGUCUUCUCGUAUAUUGGCAAGGAUUCUCUGCAAGGAAGUACUUUCGCUGUUCAGGGCGCAGGACACGUGGCUACUGGGAUUAUACAUUUAUUAUUGCAAGAAAAAGUAAAACAUAUUUUUGUAAGUGAUGUGGAUUUGCAGAAGAUUAGCGCUGCAGAAGUCAGAUUUGCCAAGGAAUUUAAAGAAGGAAGACUUACAUUCCGAUUCACCGAACAUUAUGAUCAUUCCAUUUUGUUCGAAGACGUGGACGCAGUGGUCCCAAGUGCGGUUGGUGGAAUUCUUAAUCCUGAAACAAUUCCCAAUAUCAAAGCGAAGAUUGUUUGUGGCGCAGCGAAUAAUCAGUUGGGUGAUUUAUACAAAGAUGAUAAGCUUCUUGCUGAAAGGGGAAUUAUCUAUGUUCCUGAUUUUUUAGUUAAUCGAAUGGGCAUUGUAAAUUGUGCCGAUGAGGCAGCUGGAUAUGUAGAGAACGAUCCAUUAUUUGAAAAACAUCUUGGAGACACUUGGGAGUAUUCAAUAUAUAAUCUAACAAAAUUUAUACUUGAGAAAACCGUGACAAGUGGUAGUACCCCACAGGAAGUUGCCAUAGAAUUGGCCGAACAAAAAUCAUUCGAAACGAAUCCAAUAUUCGAUCAUCGGGGUAUACAGAUCAUAAAUAGUUUAAUAGAUAGCGAAGAGUGGAAAUUGAAAAUCAAGUCAUCUAACUAA
Molecule: messenger RNA, 1430 nt
Organism: Acaulospora morrowiae
Lineage: Eukaryota; Fungi; Glomeromycota; Glomeromycetes; Diversisporales; Acaulosporaceae
Source: the annotation of a GenBank genome assembly